Durusdinium trenchii is the source of this 361-nucleotide messenger RNA. The record is from the annotation of a GenBank genome assembly. Lineage: Eukaryota; Dinophyceae; Suessiales; Symbiodiniaceae.
GAAUGUGCUGAAUGCUCGCCGUGCAGCGCGCAUGCCUUGCUCAGAGUUGACUGACACUGUCCCCGUGGACAUGGAUGCGGUUGCUCAAGUUUAUGCUGAGCCGGAGCCAGCGCCUGUGGAAGAACAUGCUGCUGGUGAAAUGAUUUCCACCUACCAGAAAAAGGUUGGAAGUGAAAGUGCAACCCUUCGUUUGGGAGAGGAACCAGUCCCUGUGGAGAAGACCGCGCUUGAGGAAACUGAGGGGUCCAAAGCUGGUCCUGGCGCCGCUGUCUUGCCCAAAGAGAUUGCUCCUGAGGUACCAGUUGAUGAGCCCACAGACGCUGCUGUGGGGAAUGCUUCCGAGGGCAAAGGAGCUGACAAG